CCACUUCCUGCUUGGAGUACCAAUUUUGAGACAACGAUGUUUUCUCCUCUAAUAAAGAAAUGUUUCCAGAUUUAAUUUAUGGUACUCAUUAAACAUGAAAAUCCCCAAAGGAUGGAUGAUGUAGCGCAGCUUGAAUCAAUCAACAGAUUAGCAGGGAACGGUUUUAUUUACAUCUUGAAAAGUACAAAAAAAAAUCAUUUCCCAUGAUCCAAUGCAUGCCCAAAGGGGUACGACGUCUCGAGGAUUUUUGACACAAGAAAAUAAGAUAGGCUGCUUCCGCGCGCGAUUUAUAAUGGUUUGCUCACUUUGCGAAAUCUCUUGAGUGUAGCUAACGUUUCACAGUUAUAAUGACUUGAAUGUCAAUGCAUUUAACCUAGCUGGUCCUAUCAUCUCUGAAGAUAAGACUGGGCCAUGCGCAGCUGGAGGUGGCAGUUCUCCAGGAUGAUGCGCCUUUGCCUGCGCUGGUGCCGGCUGUGUCCUAAGCGAGGGGUGCGUCCCAGCAAACCCCGGAGGAAGCUAGGAGAGCUGUGGAGCUACUGGAAGCUGCUGCUCAGCUCCCUCUACUUCAACAGCCUCACCAACUCUGACACCUACCUGGACUGUGUCUUUGAACCCAUCUACUGGAUUGUGGACAAUGUGACUCGCUGGUUUGGGGUGUUUUUUCGCCUUUCACGCUCCCUCAUGAAUUGUUCCCUCUGUCCGUGUCCUCCUCUCCUCUGUUCCCAGGUAUUUGUGUGCCUGGUGAUUGCCCUCACCAGCUCUGUGGUGGUCAUUGUCUACCUGUGCCUGUUGCCUGUUAUCCUCAACACCUACCCACUGCAGUGGAUCAUCUGGCACCUCACCUAUGGCCACUGGGUCCUCAUGAUGGUCCUCUUCCACUACUACAAGGCCACCACCACCUCCCCUGGACACCCACCACAGGUUAAAAGUGAUAUACCGUCAGUGACCAUCUGUAAGAAAUGCAUCGUCCCCAAACCAGCCAGGACUCACCACUGCAGCAUCUGCAAUGCGUGUAUUCUGAAGAUGGAUCACCACUGUCCUUGGCUCAACAACUGUGUGGGCCACUUCAACCACCGCUACUUUUUCUCCUUCUGCCUGUACAUGACCAUGGGCUGCAUGUACUGCAGCGUCAGCUGCAAAGUCAUGUUCAUAGAGGCCUACAACGCUGUCGAGAGCUACUAUCAGACCCCACCAGCACUGUUUUCCAUCAGGGAAAAGUUGGUCCACAAUGGUGUCAUUUUCCUUUGGGUGCUGACAAGUUCGGUGGCAGUUGCUCUGGGAGGUCUGACACUGUGGCAUGCUAUCCUCAUCACUCGAGGAGAGACCAGUGUGGAGAGACACAUCAACAAGAAAGAAAUCAGACGUUUAAAGGAGAAAGGAAAGGUGUUCCGAAAUCCAUACCACUAUGGGAAAAUAAACCAUUGGAAAGUUUUGUUUGGCGUGGAGGAGACAAGUCACUGGUUGACCAGAGUCCUCCUGCCGUCUAGCCAUGUUCCCCAUGAAGAUGGACUGAUAUGGGAAUGCCCUCGGGCUCUCACCAGAGGAGACCCGAUGACCAUCUAACCUCACUGCUGCUGGACAGUUCCUCAUCUCCACUUUAUGGGCCAUAAUCACUGCUAUGGCCCCUGGAUGGUGGGGUAGACAGAAGACUUCUUUUAGCCUCUGAGGAGUGGACUAUUUGGUGUUGAUUGUGGCCCAUGAGUCCAGGGACCUUAAUCAGACCUCCAGUCACUCUCAUGUGAAGUGAACUGAUGGUCCUGUCUUUAAUUGUCUCCUUGUCUUGUGAACUGACUGUUUUUGUACUGUUAGGUAUGUUGUCCAACGUUGAUGUGAAGUGUGUGCUUUUUAAUUGUACUGAAGUCACAGAAGAAGCAGUUUGGACUUUUUCAGUGCCAAAGAACAGCUUUCCACCAAAGGCUAUGUUCGAGCUAGAUAACCACAUGCCUUGGCCAUUGUCCAACUAUGGGUGAGUACUCUGGAGACUCCAGUUAGAUUAUGGUGCUCAUGUUACUGAGCAGUGCCCCUGUCAAUAUUAGGAAUUGUCAUAAGAUUGCUAUGUUAAAUCUUUAACCUGGUUUCUAUUUGUUAAUUAUCAGGCACUAAUGCAAAGUACAGUUUAAUGUAUUUUCUACUAUUAUCCAAUCUCUCCCACAUUGAUUUCCCCACUAAAAAGCGGCGUGUACACUACACGAUUUUGGUCCUGAUAGCAGUCCCGGUCAAGUUUUUGAGAUCGGUAUUUUCAAACAUGGGUUUUACUUUAUCGGCAUAAAAUCAGCAAUGAUCUUGUAGUGUGAGAUGUGCAACAAGUUUUUAGAAUGGUGAUAAGCAAUAGCCAAUGAGAGCUCGCCAGUGAGAUGACGUUUCGCAUCACACAGAAUGUGUAGGUGCUCGAGCCGGAGCCAUGAAUACUAUUAGUACGCAUUUGUACUUCCCUUUAACCAAAGCGUCAAGUCGUUACAGCUCUGAAGUUCACAAGCAAUGUUAUUGAAAUCAAAAUGUUGUCUAGAUAUUUAAACUCUGUAUGGCAAGCGUGAAAGUCUUAAAUAAAAGGAGAGCCGCACACUCUAGGAGCUCAGAUGCAAAACUAUUUAUGUCCAACGUUUCGACAGACAAGCCGUAUUCAUCAGGGUAUAAUGACAAACACUGCGAGAUGAUUCAUUUUAUAUAGUGUCAAAAGACACACAGGUGUCUUAUCAUGGACAGUUGUGGCCUGAUAUCAAUGGUUAAUUCUAUUAAAAUAGCAUACAAAUACAAUUUGGCUACAGCGUGAAAGUCUGACUGAAAACGUUUGAGGCUGUUGAGACCGCUCGUUGUAGCUACAUUAAAUCUAAUAGCGUGGUAUCUAGAAUCCUCACAAGUGAAUUAUCUUGUAGUGUUUGACCCCUGUCUGUGCCACAUCGUUUAGUGCGCACCACUACAUUGGCAAGACAACUACAGGAAUGUGGUUGUUUAACUUCUACGGAAUCACCCCCCCCCCAGGUCAUGGUUGCGCUAACGUGAUGAGCAUGACGUAAGUAGCAUGAACAUAGACAUAUCUGAUAUGGGCAGAAAGCUUAAAUUCUUGUUAAUCUAACUGCAAUGUCCAAUUUACAGUAGCUAUUAGUGAAAGAAUACCAUGCUAUUGUUGAGGAGAGUACACAGUUAGGUACUUAAAUGUAUCAAUUAAGCACAUGUUGAACAGUAAUGCAAUGGUUCAUUGGAUCAGUCUAAAACUUUGCAGAGACUGUUGCCAUCUAGUGGCAAAUCUAAAUUGCACCUAAACUGGAAUAAUACAUUGUGGUCUUUCUCUUGCAUUUCAAAGAUUAAAAAAAAACGUUUCUUUGUGUUAUAGAUCUAAUGUGUUAUUCUCCUACAUUAAUUUCAAAGUCUUUCCUUUUAAAUGGUAUCAAUAAUAUGCAUAUCCUUGCUUCAGGUCCUGUGCUACAGGCAGUUUAGAUUUGGGUGUGUCAUUUUAGGUGAAAAAAAUAAUAAAAUAAAAAUGGGUCAGAUCCUUGGUUUUUAUUGUGAGAGGCUCAGCGACGUUAAGAUUUUGAAAGUUGUGUAGUGUACACCCGCCUUAACCAACAUUAAGAUCACUUAACAUGGUCGGAAAGCUGCGGACUUCCUCCUAGCUGAUCUCGAAUAUGGCCACCAUAGUUAGAAUUCCUAGUUUGGUCGGGGGAUAUUUCUUGUGGCCAGCCUGUAACAGGAGGGAGGGGCUAUGUGGUUGACAUAGUGAAAGUUGACUGCUGUGACAUGACCAAUAGAAACUGUUUAACUAUAUUGCGCACAUCUAUCAUUACAAUUGAUAAUACUUUUGAUAUUCGCUUGUAUUGUUUUAAUAUUUGAUAAAGGAUUGUUUUUGGAAACGUCA
This is a messenger RNA of Salvelinus fontinalis (brook trout), 3853 nucleotides long. Its product is annotated as palmitoyltransferase ZDHHC16B-like. Bases 412 to 1563 code for a protein of 383 amino acids. Gene Ontology annotation, molecular function: palmitoyltransferase activity. Gene Ontology annotation, biological process: protein palmitoylation. The record is from RefSeq and is a predicted model, not a curated record. Gene Ontology annotation, cellular component: Golgi apparatus. NCBI's taxonomy places the organism in Eukaryota, Metazoa, Chordata, Actinopteri, Salmoniformes, Salmonidae. The transcript has 10 exons.